Messenger RNA from Pogoniulus pusillus (Red-fronted tinkerbird), 1231 nucleotides. It is a transcript of the gene OXGR1, whose product is annotated as oxoglutarate receptor 1. The record is from RefSeq and is a predicted model, not a curated record. NCBI's taxonomy places the organism in Eukaryota, Metazoa, Chordata, Aves, Piciformes, Lybiidae. Bases 69 to 1043 code for a protein of 324 amino acids. Gene Ontology annotation, biological process: G protein-coupled receptor signaling pathway. The transcript has 2 exons. Gene Ontology annotation, molecular function: G protein-coupled receptor activity. Gene Ontology annotation, cellular component: plasma membrane.
UGCUCAAAGCAAUAUUGGAGGGAGAAGCAGAAUUGCAAGUUUUCAGCCUUAAGAAGAUUUCUGCAACCAUGGCAUCUGAAUGCACCAGCAAUUUUACUACUCUGCCAGGCUGUGCAGACCCAUUGACAAAAUGCAAAGCUAAAGAUUUCUUACAGGUGCAACUGUAUUCCUCUGUCCUUUACGGCCUCAUCUUCCUGCUGUGCUUCCCAGGGAACAUAGUGACAAUUUUCGUUUACUUUGUCAAGAUGAGGCCCUGGAAAAGCAGCACCAUAAUUAUGUUAAACCUGUCUGUCACUGACCUGUUAUAUGUAGCCACCCUCCCUUUCUUUAUACACUACUCUGCCAAUGGAAAUAACUGGGUUUUUGGAGACUUCAUGUGCAAGUUCAUUCACUUCUGUUUCUACUUCAACAUGUACAGCGGCAUUAUCUUUCUCAGCUGCUUCAGCAUCUUCCGCUUCUUCGUAGUGGUCUACCCAAUUAAAUUCCUCUUCUUUCAAAAGCGGACAUGGGUAGUGGUGACUUGCGUGGUAGUUUGGGCCAUUUCCCUGGUGGCCAUCAGUCCCUUGGCCAUCUUGAUUGCCACCAAGCAUAAGCAGAACAGGACAAUCUGCCUGGAUCUGGCUUCUGCUGAUGACCUUGUCACCAGUCGCUGGUACAACUGGCUGCUGACUGUCUUGGCCUUCUUCUUGCCCUUGCUGACAGUGACUCUGUGCUAUGUGCUCAUUAUUCACACCUUGGCCACGGGGCCCCACACACAGGCUUGCUACAAACAAAAGGCUCGCAGACUCGCUCUUGUCCUCUUGGUGGUCUUCUAUGUGUGCUUCCUUCCCUUCCACAUCUUGCGAGGGAUGUUCUUGGAGUUCCGGGCACGGGCGGUUAGCUGCCAGGUGAGGAACACAACCCGUUUGCUGUUGAUCAUAGCGAAACCUUUAGCAGCACUCAAUACUUUUGGAAACUUACUGCUCUACGUAGUGACAGGAGACAACUUCCAGCAGGCAAUCCUCUCACUCCUCAAGCUUCAGACAAAUAAGAACUUGCAGUAGAAGAGGUUGGUGACAUCACAGAAUUACAGAGGAAAGGGUCCAAACUUGUUGCCAAUCAGUCAGGCACACUCUCCCUAAUAGCAAUACUCAGGUUAAUCUUGCCAAUGCCAUAGGAGAGUGUCUGUGUUUUGGAGUUACUAACAUUGAAAGAGAAAACGUAGAAUUUAAAAGAAAAAGCUUUAAAUAAA